UGAGGUUUUAGCUGCAGGAUGGUGAAAUGCUUCUCAUUUUCAAUCUAAUGUUCUUUCCCUUAAAUUUUAUACGUGUUGGUUGAUUGGUAGGUUGGUUGUUGGCUUCCUAUUGGUAACUUCCCCCAGUAAUAAAAGUGAGAGAGCAAGAAGAAGGAAACAAACAAAAAAAAGCUUUGAAGCUAUGGCGUUCGCCGAGAGAAUUGAGACGAAGAACACGCUGCUUCCACUUCUUCAUAAGCAAGUAGGAAAUGAUGAGCUGAAACCACCAACAGCUGGAUCCACCAUGACUAAGAAAGGAGCUUAUGCUGCUAUUUCUUAUAUGGCUUCCGCUGUUCUGUUGCUAAUGUUCAACAAAGCAGCUCUUUCUUCUUACAACUUUCCAUGUGCUAAUGUCAUCACUCUUUUCCAGAUUAUGUGUUCAUGCACACUUCUAUAUGCAUUGCGCCGUUGGAAGAUUAUCUCUUUCACAGUGACUGGUGAAUCUCAAAGCGUCAGUGUUGGAAGGUCAAUGAUCCUUGUACCUUUCAGAACUUUGGUUAAAACACUUCCUCUCGCCUUAUCAUAUUUGUUUUACAUGGUUGUAACUAUGGAAUCUGUUCGUGGGAUCAAUGUUCCAAUGUAUACAACAUUGAGGAGAACUACUGUAGCAUUUACAAUGAUUGCUGAGUACUUGUUGACUGGCCAGACUCAUUCACCUUUUGUUGUUACGAGUGUGGGGAUGAUUAUACUUGGCGCAGUGGUGGCUGGAUCCAGGGAUUUGUCAUUUGAUACCUACUCCUAUGCUGUGGUCUUCGUUGCAAAUAUAUGUACUGCUCUAUAUCUUGCCUCUAUUGCUCGUAUAGGGAAAUCCAGUGGUUUGAAUACCUUUGGCCUUAUGUGGUGCAAUGGGGUAAUAUGUGGGCCUCUUUUGUUACUCUGGAUAACAAUCAGGGGAGAUGUCGAAACAACAUUAAAUUUCCGUUACUUAUUUUCAAUUGGCUUCCAGUGUGUGAUGCUUCUCUCCUGUAUAAUGGCUUUCUUGAUCAACUACUUUGUAUUUCUAAAUACAACUCUCAAUUCAGCACUGACACAAACAGUCUGUGGUAAUUUGAAGGAUGUUUUUAGCAUUGGGGUUGGCUGGUUUCUGUUCGGCGGACUUCCCUAUGAUUUUAUCAAUAUUGUUGGGCAGUCAUUUGGCUUCAUGGGAUCUUGCUUGUAUGCCUAUUGCAAGCUUCAUGGGAAAUAAGAUAUCAAGAUGAGGCUGCCUUCUAUGCUUUGGACUCAUCUCUUAUAUACAAAAGAAAAAGAAUGUAGGUUAAUAUAUUGUGCUGACUUCUGCUUGCUUGUCAGCUCCCAAAUUUUGAUGCAAUCAUUUCAGGUUGUGAAAAUGCGAAAGAGGAAAGAUGUAGAACAUCCAAGUUUAUUUUUCAUAUAAUUUUUAAGUGAAUCACUUUCAUUAGAUCGAAUAAAUAUAAAAUCAAAAGUUAGGGUUAGUUUGGAAUGACUUUUUAAGUGCUUAAAAAUACUUUGCUUUUACAUUCAAAAAUAGUUUUAAAAAACUUAUAAAGUCAUUCCAAACAGACUUUUUAUCCGUUGUUGAAUCAAAUUACUUAUUGGUUGUUGUUUCAA
This is a messenger RNA of Cucumis sativus (cucumber), 1608 nucleotides long. RefSeq names its product UDP-N-acetylglucosamine transporter UGNT1. Gene Ontology annotation, molecular function: antiporter activity; GDP-fucose transmembrane transporter activity. Gene Ontology annotation, cellular component: Golgi apparatus. Lineage: Eukaryota; Viridiplantae; Streptophyta; Magnoliopsida; Cucurbitales; Cucurbitaceae. The transcript has 11 exons. The coding region runs from base 182 to 1225 and encodes 347 amino acids. The record is from RefSeq and is a predicted model, not a curated record.